GAGGCAAAUUCKAUUUUGAUAUGUAUAAUAUGCGUUAAUAAAUAUGUGCGUAGUUAGUUUUUAUUAAUUGGUUGACACUAGAUAAUAUAGGUAUUAUACGUACCUAUAUAUAUAUAGGUACGUUUAAUAAUAAAUAUUUUUUAAAAUGUCUAUACAUUGUUACACUCCUACUGCAGUAUCCAAUCAUAAAAAAACUUGUGAUGCUUGGAUCAGCAUUCAUGGAAAUGUUUAUGAUAUUACCAAUUUCAUUACUGUGCACCCAGGAGGUGAAGAAGUUCUUGUUGAAGCAGCGGGGACAGAUGCAACAGUGUGUUUCGAUAGUAUAGGACAUUCAGAUGAAGCGUACAAGUUGAUGAACGAUUUAAAAAUUGGGAAGUUAUCAUCAAAAGAUGAACAUCCCGGUGGCGAAGAAGUCUUAUUGGAACAAGCUGGCAAGGAUGCGACAGAAGAGUUCGAAGAUGUCGGACACUCGAGUGACGCACGUGAAGUAAUGCAAAAAUACAAGAUUGGAGAACUUAUAGAAGUAAGUGUUUGAUAGAGUGUCUGAGUAAGUGUCCUAGAUGG
Diuraphis noxia (Russian wheat aphid) is the source of this 564-nucleotide messenger RNA. RefSeq names its product Cytochrome b5 (gene Cyt-b5). Gene Ontology annotation, cellular component: intracellular membrane-bounded organelle; membrane. The record is from RefSeq and is a predicted model, not a curated record. Lineage: Eukaryota; Metazoa; Arthropoda; Insecta; Hemiptera; Aphididae. Gene Ontology annotation, molecular function: heme binding.